This is a messenger RNA of Penicillium manginii, 2688 nucleotides long. RefSeq lists its product as uncharacterized. The transcript has a single exon. Gene Ontology annotation, cellular component: membrane. NCBI's taxonomy places the organism in Eukaryota, Fungi, Ascomycota, Eurotiomycetes, Eurotiales, Aspergillaceae. Gene Ontology annotation, biological process: metal ion transport; transmembrane transport. Gene Ontology annotation, molecular function: metal ion transmembrane transporter activity. The record is from RefSeq and is a predicted model, not a curated record. Bases 1 to 2688 code for a protein of 895 amino acids.
AUGGACGAUAGAUCCGGUGACACGGAACUCCCACCAAAUAACCCGACCAAUAUCCCCGGACACAUCCUCAAAGCAUUGCAAUAUCUCACGGUAUUUCACGAUACUGAGGACUUGCUUUUCGUAUGCAGUUGGCUGGGCGGGUUUGCCUUGAAAUGGUUCCGAAAGUUGGCCCAGGAUAAGAACCCGCUCACCCCGACAUGGCAGCACUUGGAUGACUCGGAAAUUCCAUUAUAUCGUUUGAGCGACCAUGUUUGGAUAUGGAAGGCUUUUGAAGGUAUUGAACAGUUGAUCCAACAUGUCGAGAAUACACAAAGCAAAAUGCCUCACAAGACUUGGGAAGAAUUCCUUCGCAUCACUAGGCAUCUUCCACAUCGAGCGACGCGAAAGUUUAGUGAUGAUUUCAUUCUUGACUUCACAGCCGAAGAAAUAAGACAACAGAAUCUUGGCCGCUUUUCAGUAGAGAACGAUAUUCUCAAGAAGCGCAUGCUUAGUGUUACCAGAAGUGCUCGUGAGACCCGCUUCCUGCUGCAUUCUAGAGACACUGUCUUGUACUACGGCCUUGAUUGGGGAUUCUUCAGUGGGGCGAAAUUGGUUUGGGAGCAGCUUGCCAAAGCACAGACUCAACAUAAUGAGGUCAACAAUGAUGAACCCCAAUGGGAUAACCCACUUCGCUACGGGCUAGCGAUCGAAAUGGCUAAAGAGGGUCAUCGCCUUGAGCGCACCCUCGCGCCAGUUGAGAUGUUCGACCAUGCCCAAGAUAUCAUCUUGAAAUCUUCGUCCGAAAAUGGUCUUUUCCCGGGACAGCUGGAUGAUUUCAGCAAAGAGCCUGCACUCUUUGAUCGGGAGCUCUUCCGCGACUUCUAUUUCCACGUCGGCUUUGAGAUCCCAUAUAUUCUCCUGCGAACCAUAGAGCAGCCAGGACAACAAAUUUCUGAAAUGCCUCCGAAAACACCCGGACAGAGGAGACCUCGAUCUGAAACGCGGGAAUCACCAGUUCAGAGGAAAAGAGAGCUGUCGCCGAUGCCAGAGCCGGUAGUCGGGACUGUACCCGGAUACGUCAAUACGCAAGACGGCAGAGCAUUCGCAACCCAGCGUACUUUGAAGCAACUAACCCCAUACGGAAGGAUCGCUGAUUUGAGCAAUAUAGUUGAUGUGCCUGAAGAAUGGAUUUAUCGCCAACAGGAUUUCCUUAGCUUCAUCCCACCGGCGGAUCAACCGACGCUCGAUCUUCUUCAAAGCGAAGCUCCUAGUGAGAUUAAGAAAGCCAUGGAACAAUAUCUAUUCAGAAAUGCUAUUGACCGGACAGUCACAAAUGUUCCACCUCGUGGCAAUUGCCAUGUGUCAAUCAGCGAUGUACGCAAGGACCGAAAGGAGAGAAAGUGGUCCGUCGAAGAGAGAUCCGCUACCUAUUCGAUUUUAACAUACAAAGAGCUUUGGUUUAGACUCCAGAAAAGACGAAAUGCCGAAUAUAGCAAAAAGAGGCUAAUUUACUUGAGAUCUCCGGACUACAUUGUCGCUUCUUUAUGCUACGUUGCAUCCCCAGAGCUCGAAAGGGGCAACGUUGCGCAAUUCUUCGACCGGCAUGCCAAAGUUCACGCAAACUGGCUCUAUGAUGACACUGCGGCUGUGCUUAAUAGCUGGAUAACAGAGGUUCACUUCCGAUUUUUUCAAGUUAUGUCAGCCGAUGUCGGCGAAAUUCCUUCGCAAGAACCGACACCUAUUCGGCAGAUCAAGUCGCAACGAUGUGGUAUAUCGGGUGAUAAUGCAUACCUCGUUGAUGCCAUAAUCAGCUUUCGCAUAUCUGGUGAUUUCUUUGAUCGCUACUGGACUUGCUAUGUAGCUCAGCAAUUUGCAAAUCCCAAAGACCUUGAGUCCCCUCUCAUAAGUGAUCUCCUUGACCAAACUGCGCAUUGGCAACAGAGGAAGGUGUUGGAGCUCAUAUUGAUGAAUCUCGUUCUGGAGAAAGUAUCCACCAGUACCAGUUUGAUUCUUCGACGAAUCCAACGAGGCGCUGGGAAUAAAACAUCUGAUGUGGAAGAAAAAUACUUCUCUAAAGAUAGUUUUGAGGAUCGAAAGCUCGGAGAACUUCGAGAAUGUUUUCAACUCCUUGCCAUCCUGCAAGAUAAUAUCGCCAGUUUACAGAGUCUCAUCGAGCAAUGGAACAGCAGGGAAAGCUCGCGGGGACGUGAACGACCACGCUGGACACGCAGCGAUGAGCAGAAAUAUCGAAAGCUGAUCAACCAAAAGACGGCUCAAUUUGAAGAUCAAAACCGGCGUAUCAAAGGCAUUGCAGCGACGAUCGAGUUCCUCAUUGUACUGGUGACAAAUGCCCAGCAUGCGAUCAGGGCUGAAAAGUCGCUUCGCGAAGCUGAGAAUAUCACUCUUUUUACAUAUGUGACUGUUUUCUUCUUGCCUGUCGGCUUAGCUGUGAGUGUUUUCGGCAUGAACGGGAUACCUGAUCGUACCACGAUCGUAUCAAUGCUCGUCACGGCAGCAGUUGCUCUGCUAAUCACAGUUGGUGUGCUCUGGCUCGUUCUCAGCCAUCUGAUUUCCUUCGGGUUCCGCAGUGCGUUCUCGGUAUUCAAAACUAGAACUAGUCUGCAGAGGCCGGUAGAUUUUGACGGCGGGGGGGCCGCAGGAAGAAUACCCCAACCAAAGGAUUCGUCGACGGCUAUCUCUUGCGUAUAA